UAAAAAAUAUUAUUGUUGCUUCACCGAGCAUCACUCUAAUCGAUCGGGUUGGCGAUGAGUAUACAGCCGCACUUCCAAUGCAAGUCACCACAUAAGCAUCAAGGGCCUGCGCUCGGCCUCGACUCGACCCCGACCGACUGGACCCAGUCGGCUAACUCUCAUUAUCAGGGUGCGUGGACAGCAUGGAUCAGUGACGCUUCCGGGGCCCCUCUCCACUGUCACCUGACCUUUGGGCGUGUGCCUGUCUGAUCAGUCGUCAUGGCGCUGUACCAGGGCCACUCCAUUAACUCCGCCCCUGAUGACCACAAUGAGGAAGCCACACCGCUUUUAAAGAAAGAAGUGGAGGAGGAGUCAGCAGUGCCCCCUCAGUGCUGCUCUGCUCGCUACAACCUGGCAGUUCUGAUGUUCUUUGGCUUUGCUGUGGUCUAUGGACUGCGUGUCAAUCUUAGUGUUGCCAUGGUUGCGAUGGUCAAUGGAACUAGUAUUCGCCCAGUCAUCAACGGCUCCUCUGUGCAGGCAUGUCCAGCCCCCAGCCCUGGGCUGAACAACAGUAGCAACAGUGUAGAGCAACCAGAUGGGAUCCCCCAGUAUGCAUGGGACCCUGCCACUCAAGGGCUGUUGUUGGGAGCAUUCUUUUUUGGGUACCUGCUGACCCAGAUCCCAGGGGGAUACCUGUCUGGGCGUCUAGGAGGGAAGAUCUUCUUGGGCGGGGGGGUUAUGGGCACGGCAGUCCUAACCCUCCUCACCCCACUUGCUGCUGACCUUGGGGUCCCCUGGCUUUUCACUCUGCGGGCACUGGAAGGCUUUGGGGAGGGUGUGACGUUCCCAGCAAUGAUGGCGAUGUGGGCUCGCUGGGCUCCGCCCCUGGAAAGGUCUCGCCUCAUGACCUUCUCGGGAGCAGGGGCAAAUUUUGGUGCCUUUUUAGCCCUGCCCCUCACAGGCUUCAUCUGCAACACCUUGGGCUGGCCAGCAGUCUUCUAUUGCUGUGGGGGUGCAGGCUGUCUGUGGGGAGUGUUCUGGUUCAUCUUUGUAUCAGAUGAUCCUCAUUCUCAUCCACGAAUCAGUAAGCGUGAGAAAGAUUACAUCAUCAAUUCCAUUGGGUCUCAGGGUGGCGCCCAUGGUUGGUCAGUGCCUCUGACAUCCAUACUGCUCUCUGUGCCGCUGUGGGCAAUCAACCUCGCUCAGAUGUGCUCCAACUGGUCAUACUACACACUACUGACCUCACUGCCUACAUAUAUGGACACCGUGCUGCACUUUGACCUUCGGCAGAAUGGGUUCCUGUCUGCUCUGCCAUAUCUAGGUGGUUGGCUGUUUUCUGUGCUGUCAGGUGUAGUAGCAGAUCACCUCCUGGAGAGGGAGCUGUUGAGUGUCACUGCAGUUCGCAAGAUCUUCACUCUCACAGGUCUUCUCCUGCCGGCUGCCUUCCUGGUUGCUGUUGGCUAUGUAGGCUGCAGUGGAGUGCUUGCUGUGACCUUCCUCACACUCUCCACCAGUCUGGGGGGCACUAGCGCAGCCGGAGUCUUCAUCAACCAGAUCGACAUUGCACCGCGAUAUGCAGGUGUGCUUUUGGGAAUCACCAACACCUUUGGGACCAUCCCAGGGGUUGUAGCGCCUAUUGUCAUGGGUUACUUAACCAAAGACCACUCCUUGGCUGGGUGGAGGAAUGUGUUUUUUUUGUCAGCAGUGGUGAGUGCGGGUGGAGCCCUCAUCUUCACCCUGUUUGGCACUGGGAAGAUCCAGAGCUGGGCCCUUGGAGAGGAGGAAUUCGAGAGGGAGACAGAGGGAGAACAGGUGGACACUCCAUGAACAUACGGGAAAAACUGACCGGCGUUUGGCCCGGAUCAAAGGCCAAAGAGAUGCACCAAAUUGUGCAAAACAACACCCUUCCUCAUUUUCAGUUUCUUUCAAGCCAGUCUGAGAUAUAAAUGUUUGAUAAAUUUGUUCAAUACCACUGGUAUUGACUUCAAUACCAUGUAAAGAUUACUCUCUAGUGCCAGUGCUUGACUCCUACUUGACUUAUACUGUUUACAUUGUGUCUUUACACCACUACUUCAGGGAUGUCCCUUCCUGUGACUGUAAUAGUGCCUUUAAACAGUGGUUCCCAAAGUACAGAUACAUUCCUAAUAAGCAUCAAGACAAGGAGAUAAAAUCAAACACAAACAUUAGAAUGGUUGUAUGUGUGUGUA
Megalops cyprinoides (Indo-Pacific tarpon) is the source of this 2186-nucleotide messenger RNA. Its product is annotated as sialin. The coding region runs from base 259 to 1806 and encodes 515 amino acids. Gene Ontology annotation, molecular function: transmembrane transporter activity. The transcript has 11 exons. The record is from RefSeq and is a predicted model, not a curated record. Gene Ontology annotation, biological process: transmembrane transport; monoatomic anion transport. Lineage: Eukaryota; Metazoa; Chordata; Actinopteri; Elopiformes; Megalopidae.